AUUUCUCUUAUCCCUCCUCCUAGAUCAGCUCCAUUUCUCUCACAUCAUGAACUGGUUCAAACAAACCUUGGCCAAUGUUGCGGGGACUCAGGAGCCCAUAUAUGGCCCACAGGCCAUCCAGUCAGUAACAGCGCAGGCACAGGCGUUGGAAACCCCAUACCGGGAGUUAACGAAGGAUGAUUUGCGAUGGAGGGCGAUGCAGUCUACUUGCGUUGAGACUCAGACCUUCUAUCUCUUUUCUGAUAGUGGGGAGCUUGCUAUGCUCCAGGUUAUCUAUAGCAAUGUCGCCGGACUCCACACGACCUGCCAUUUCAAUUCCAAGAUCUACGGAACGGACGGCAAAUCACCGCAUAUAUGGUGCAGUGACUCUGUUCAUAAUUAUAUGUUCGAUGAAGACAUGCUCUCAUUUGGCGGGGACAACAUCGCCCUCACGCUCAAUGCUGAGGGUGAUACAUACUCCAUCAAAUCAGCCAUUAAUGAGGACAGCCUCGUCAAUAUCAAUUUGAAACGAGCCGCGCCGGGUUUCGCGGUUGGACAGAAUGGCACCUCGAACUUUGGCACCGAUCCGGAAAAUCCGUGGGGGAGCAUGCGUCAUGUGUUUUGGCCACGCUGUACAGUCGAGGGUACCAUUGUUACGCCGGAGAGGGAAAUUGAUUUCAAAGGUCAUGGCCUGUUCAUUCAUGCCCUCCAAGGCAUGAAGCCUCAUCACCUUGCCGCUCGGUGGAAUUUUGGAACUUUCCAAUCCCCAACGUACUCGGCGGUGUUCAUGGAGUACACCACACCUCCUUCAUACGGCUCCACCAUUGUGAGCGUUGGUGGCAUUGCAAAGGACGGUGAAAUCGUUGUUGCAGGGCCAGUCAAGCCUGCGAUCCAUGUCGAAUCCGCCGAAGAUACCUACAACGACUGGCCGGAACCCAAGUCGAUUAAGUUCACCUGGGAUGGGAAAUCCAAGGACGGCAAGGCUGUCGACGCAGUCUUGGAGGGCUCUUUGGGCGAACGCCUUGAUCGUGUUGAUGUUAUGGCAGAGGUUCCGGGCUUUAUAAAAUCCAUUGUCGGAAGUGUUGCUGGAACAAAACCAUACAUUUAUCAGUUUUCGCCUCAAGAGAAGCUUUCCCUGAAUAUUCGCGUCGGGGACAUUCAGGAUACAGAGCAAGGCACACUCUAUUCGGAGGCAACUUUCAUCUCUUAGAUCUGCCCAGAUUUUCUCUCCCUUCUUUCAUAAUGUAAUCACAAACGAAGAGCUCUGUCAUUAUCAUGGUUGACCCGUGAAUUGGCGUUGGGAUGCUUUUUUUCUUUGCCUUUUUAUUUUUAAUCGCUCGUUCCCUCUUCUAUUUUUAUUUAAUACUUUCUUUUGAACCACCUCUCAUGCAUGCAACGCCUAAAACCUUAUCUAUACACAUGCGAACGAUCACCUGUUUGUUUUUAUGUUACUUCGAUAAGGAGUUUGCAAAUCGUCGCUUAUUCCCAUCAUAAUCGUAUUUAUAAUGAAAUCGAAUAACACCGGACAGUGUCACUUCCGCUCUUCCG
This is a messenger RNA of Histoplasma capsulatum G186AR, 1527 nucleotides long. Its product is annotated as Svf1 family protein. The coding region runs from base 47 to 1189 and encodes 380 amino acids. Gene Ontology annotation, cellular component: cytoplasm. The record is from RefSeq and is a predicted model, not a curated record. Gene Ontology annotation, biological process: response to oxidative stress. NCBI's taxonomy places the organism in Eukaryota, Fungi, Ascomycota, Eurotiomycetes, Onygenales, Ajellomycetaceae. The transcript has 5 exons.